Volvox carteri f. nagariensis is the source of this 444-nucleotide messenger RNA. RefSeq lists its product as uncharacterized. The transcript has a single exon. NCBI's taxonomy places the organism in Eukaryota, Viridiplantae, Chlorophyta, Chlorophyceae, Chlamydomonadales, Volvocaceae. Bases 1 to 444 code for a protein of 147 amino acids. The record is from RefSeq and is a predicted model, not a curated record.
AUGGAAAACGUGCGCGAAGCAAAACGCGCUAAACCGGGACCUAAGCCUAGUGCUGUGUUGGAUUAUUUCGAAGAAGUCGGUGACUAUAGCUCUAGCUCCAAGCGCUAUGCUCGCAAGUGCAAGUUCUGCUUGACAACCUUCCCCGCUCACAGAGCCAAAGUGGAAUCCCUCAUUGCGCACAUAGCAUCCCAAUGCAAGUGCAUCCCUCCGGCCGUCUGUGCCGACUUCUGCUCACGGCACGCGGCAGAGGUAGCGGCCAAAACUGCGGAGGCUGCGCGCGACUCCAUCCCGGCGGAACAGCUCUCAACAAGCAGCACAGCAGCUGCCAGCAGUCAGGGGGGAACUGCCUCGGCCACGCGAGGAACCUCACGAUCGGCGGAAGCAUUUUGCGGACCGUCCGCAGCGGACGCACGGCGCACAGCGAUCGAAGGGCCAUUCGGAUAA